Messenger RNA from Lodderomyces orthopsilosis Co 90-125, 756 nucleotides. RefSeq names its product Golgi transport complex subunit. NCBI's taxonomy places the organism in Eukaryota, Fungi, Ascomycota, Pichiomycetes, Serinales, Debaryomycetaceae. Bases 1 to 756 code for a protein of 251 amino acids. The transcript has a single exon. The record is from RefSeq and is a predicted model, not a curated record.
AUGUCUACCAACAAUGUCGAAGAGUCAAUGUCUAUGUUUUUUGAUGAUGAGUUUAACCCAUCCACAUAUAUUGAUAAGUUAGUCACUUCAGUUACGCAACAGAACUCAACGACUUCAACAACUCCAUCAACCUAUUCCAAACAGUCGCUAACAAAAUUAUCACAUACGAUUAAUCAGUUGAUCACCCACUUUGACUAUUAUGUCAGUGAUAUAGCUAAUAAUAGUCUACAUGAGAAACUCGAAAUGUUGGACAAAUCAAGUACAUUGAUUCAUACUUCUAAUGCUAGUGAAGAACAAGGCGGUACAUCGAGAUUACAAUAUCAUUUGAAUAUCCUUGAUAAUUCGAUUAUAUCAUUACAGUCGGAACUUACAGAGAUUAACAACACCAUCGAGUUAAAUGAGAGUAUCAACAAUGAAGCAGUGCAGACCUUGAUUCAAUUGAAGUUAGUCAAGAAUAAUCUAAUAACCGUGAUUGAUGUAUUGGAAACAAUGAAUAACUCAUUAUCAAAAGUAAAUGAGAAUAAACUGACCUACACAGUAGAUGAAUUUCAACUGAUUCUUGAUGAACUAUUGGGUAGUAUAAAGCAGCAGUUGAGCAGUACUGGAGACAAUUCUGUACUCCUAGCUCAUAUUGCAAAAUUGAUCAAUUUGCAAAAUGUGUUUCUCAAUUUAAACAACUUCAAUCCAGUGUAUAAGAGAUUCAUUACCAAGUUGAUUACAGAACGAGAUACAUAUUUGAAGCGUUUAAAUACAUGA